This is a messenger RNA of Trichosporon asahii var. asahii CBS 2479, 1356 nucleotides long. Its product is annotated as ATPase. The transcript is spliced from 4 exons. The coding region runs from base 1 to 1356 and encodes 451 amino acids. NCBI's taxonomy places the organism in Eukaryota, Fungi, Basidiomycota, Tremellomycetes, Trichosporonales, Trichosporonaceae. The record is from RefSeq and is a predicted model, not a curated record. Gene Ontology annotation, molecular function: ATP binding; ATP hydrolysis activity. Gene Ontology annotation, biological process: vacuole organization; endosomal transport.
AUGAGCAACUCCAACUUCUUGGACAAGGCGAUUGCCAUUGUCCAGAAGGCUAUCGAGGAGGACGUCAAGCAGAACUACACCGUGCGUCGCCCCAUCGGGCCGUAUCGACUGACAAGCAGGAAGCGUACAAGCAGUAUCAAGAUGCUCUUGAUUACUUCAUGCUGUGUGCGUUUCAGCUGUCCGAGCCUCAAUAAGGUCCAAGCUAACCCCUCAGAUGAGAAGAACGAGAAGCUGAAGGAGCUUAUCCGCAACAAGUUUACCGAGUACCUGGACCGCGCCGAGAAGCUGAAGGAGCACAUUGCCAAGUCCGAAGAGAAACGAUCACGGGCGAAGGUGGGCGCGACGGGCGGUGGCGGCUCAGAGGCCGGUGGGCCGAGCACGGGCAAGGACGAGGACGACCCGGAGAUCAAGAAGCUGCGACAGAACCUGCAGGGAGCAAUCGUGAGCGAGUCGCCAAACGUAUCGUGGGACGAUGUCGCUGGUCUCGCGCAAGCCAAGGAGGCGCUGAAGGAGGCGGUCAUCCUGCCCAUUAAGUUCCCGCAGCUGUUCACCGGAAAACGCACGCCGUGGCGCGGAAUCCUGCUCUACGGACCCCCCGGAACCGGAAAGAGUUUCCUCGCGAAGGCGGUCGCUACCGAGGCCAAGAGCACGUUCUUCUCCGUGUCGAGCUCUGACCUCGUUCUCGUGAAGCAGCUGUUCCAGAUGGCGCGCGAGAACAAGCCGUCUAUCAUCUUUAUCGACGAGAUUGAUUCCUUGACCGGUACGCGUGGUGAGGGCGAGUCGGAGGCGUCGCGCCGUAUCAAGACCGAGUUCCUCGUUCAGAUCAACGGUGUCGGCAACGAUGACACCGGUGUGCUUGUGCUCGGCGCGACGAACAUCCCGUGGCAGCUCGACCCGGCCAUCAAGCGUCGUUUCGAGAAGCGUAUCUACAUCCCUCUCCCCGAGCUCGAGGCGCGCCGACGAAUGUUCGAGCUCAACGUUGGCACGACGCCGCACGGCCUCACGCCCGCCGACUUCCGACACCUUGCUGAGCAGACUGAGGGAUACUCUGGUUCCGACAUUGCGGUUAUUGUCCGCGACGCCCUGAUGCAGCCCGUGCGCAAGGUGCUCAGCGCGACGCACUUCUGCCCGAUCAAGGUUGAGACCGACGACGGACCCGUCACCAAGCUCACGCCGUGUUCGCCCGGCGCGGCUGGCGCCGUUGAGAAGUCGUGGACUGAGGUUGAGAGCAACGAGCUCCAGGAGCCGCUCCUCAGUGUGUCAGACUUUGAGCGUGCGAUCGAGGUCAACAGGCCUACCGUCAGCGCGGCCGACAUUCAGAAGCACAUUGACUUCACAAACGAGAGUGGUGAGUAG